Messenger RNA from Ylistrum balloti, 1218 nucleotides. RefSeq names its product glycine receptor subunit alphaZ1-like. Lineage: Eukaryota; Metazoa; Mollusca; Bivalvia; Pectinida; Pectinidae. Gene Ontology annotation, molecular function: chloride channel activity; extracellular ligand-gated monoatomic ion channel activity; neurotransmitter receptor activity. The transcript has 8 exons. Gene Ontology annotation, cellular component: synapse; membrane; neuron projection. The record is from RefSeq and is a predicted model, not a curated record. Bases 1 to 1218 code for a protein of 405 amino acids. Gene Ontology annotation, biological process: signal transduction; chemical synaptic transmission; chloride transmembrane transport.
AUGCUGGAAUAUCAAAUGAAAGUGAUAGGAUUAUUGAUUCUAUUUGUAAUGGACACCAGUCUUGCUAGGGGGCUGACGAAAUGGGAAAAAAUAAACAAUAUCCUCAGCAAAAAUGAUUUUUCUACACCACCCUGGAGAGGAAAACGAGGGAAGUCAACUGUCACAAUGGCGAUAUUUUUCUCUCAGAUAAGAAGUACUGGAGUGCAUAAGGUGGAAUUCAUGUAUAAUAUCUAUCAAACCUGGCUGGACACGAGAUUAACCUAUAACGCUACGAAUCCUGACGACAUCGUAGAAAUCAGCAGGCGACACUGGAACAAAGUAUGGCAGCCGGAUCUCUAUCCUGACAAUGAUAUAUCAUCCUAUAGACAAGAUGUUUCCAAUGUCAACAAGUUACUAUGGGUUCUCCCUAAUGGAACGAUGACACUGGGGUUAAGAUUGACCACUGAACUUUCUUGUAAACUACUGACGGUUCAAUUUCCUGUUGGGAAAUCCAUUUGCCGUAUGAAAUUUCGCACUUUCUCCUACAGACAAGAAGUCCUCAGACUACAAUGGAAAUCCAAAAAUGCCGUUCAUUUUGCUUCUAACUUACUUAAAAACUACAUGAAGCUUGCACGAUACAAGAAAAAAAUGUGUAUGAACGACAGAGUGUCACUAGUUAGAACAUCAUGUGUAGAGUUGAUGCUGCGCCUAAAGAUAGAUUACUCGUCAAGCCUGCUGCAGUUAUACUUGCCCAGCAUUUUUGUGGUUUUGAUGGCUUGGCUAUCUUUCUGGGUACGUCGCGAUCAAGUAGCGGCUAGGACAUCCCUUACUACUCUAUGUGUCGUGUCUAUGAUCACAGAAAAGAUGGGAGUCAACUUCUUGAUGCCAGAGGCAGCAGGUGUCAUGGCGGUGGAGAUAUGGAUGUUCGUCUGUCUCACAUUCGUAUGCGGAGCUCUCUGUGAAUUUAUCUGGGUACAUACCCUCACUGGAUUGGAAAGAAAAUCCAUGGCUGAUGGAGGGAUUAGAACACCAAGUCUCACUGAUGAUCCACCAAGCACUGUCAAGCUCCACUGUCAAAAUAAAACGGCCCAAACUCGCAGAAGUUGGAAGCGUCGAUUUGCUUACUGUGGAAUUUUCCUCAGAUCUGGCCAACUGGAAACUUGUGCAAAGAUAAUAUAUGCGUUAGCUUUUGGAAGUUUUCAAAUAGUGUACUGGACUUAUUUUCUUCUUCUUGAUUGA